AUGUCCAGCAAAACCCAAAGCAAGAAGCCCGCGGGCGCCAAGGCCCAAGGCCGCAGCGCCAUCGAGGACGUGGUGGCCCGCGAAUACACCAUCCACCUACACAAGCAUGUUCACGGCGUGUCGUUCAAGAAGCGCGCGCCCAAGGCCAUCAAGGCGAUUAGGGAGUUUGCUGCCAAGGCGAUGGGAACAACCGACGUCCGCCUCGACCCCCAACUGAACAAGAAGGUGUGGGAGCAAGGCAUCAAGGGCGUGCCAUUCCGUCUUCGGGUCCGGAUAUCGCGUAAGCGUAACGAUGAGGAGGAUGCCAAGGAGAAGCUGUACUCGUACGUGCAGGCCGUCAAUGUCAAGAACCCCAAGGGUCUGCAGACGGCGGUGGUGGAGGAUGCUUAG
Messenger RNA from Recurvomyces mirabilis, 390 nucleotides. RefSeq names its product 60S ribosomal protein L31B (gene RPL31B). Gene Ontology annotation, cellular component: ribosome; cytosolic large ribosomal subunit. The record is from RefSeq and is a predicted model, not a curated record. The coding region runs from base 1 to 390 and encodes 129 amino acids. The transcript has 3 exons. Lineage: Eukaryota; Fungi; Ascomycota; Dothideomycetes; Mycosphaerellales; Teratosphaeriaceae. Gene Ontology annotation, biological process: cytoplasmic translation. Gene Ontology annotation, molecular function: structural constituent of ribosome.